This is a messenger RNA of Oldenlandia corymbosa var. corymbosa, 1521 nucleotides long. The record is from the annotation of a GenBank genome assembly. Lineage: Eukaryota; Viridiplantae; Streptophyta; Magnoliopsida; Gentianales; Rubiaceae.
CUUAAUUAGGCAGAAAGAGGUCCUUGGGGUUGAAGGAAACUCCAUGACGAACUUAGACAUGAUGACGAAUCAAAAGGAUUUCUAAAAGAGCAACGGGUUUUGAUUAAAUGCUACUGCUCGAUUUGCAUUUUGCCAUUUUGCGGUGCGGUCCUUACAACUUUUUCACAUAAGGGGUACUUUUAAUCCGUGAUAAUGGCAUCUCGAACAUUAAGGAGAAGACUUCACCAUGGGGACGUUGACGGGAGAAGGCAUGAGCAUUUGGAGACUUCAGAAAUGGAUUCUUUGAAUGAGCCGCUACUCGGGAACAGAAACCAUGACAAUGAUGAGAUUCCUCAGGAAUCUACACUUGCAGAUCUUAUGGAUGGAGGACGGAGUAGAGAAACCAUGCAUUGGUCCAUGCUUUUUUCUCACCUGAUCGCACAAUGGGCUCAAUGGUUAGCAAACAUUGUUCUUGGUUCUGGAUCUUUGAUUGGAAGGCUUCUGCCCUUUAUUUCACCCUUUCAAGAUGGAGCAAUACAGAAGAAUUUACCACCUUCAUUGAGUUCCUUACAGGAAGCAAGACUAAAGCAUCUAAAGCUAAGACUGGCAGUUCCUUUUGAUGGUACUUGUUUGCAGCAUCAGGAUGCACUUAAGCAGUUGUGGAGGCUAGCUUAUCCUGAUAAGGAGCUCCCUCCUCUCAAAUCUGAAAUGUGGAAGGAGAUGGGUUGGCAAGGAUCUGAUCCUUCAACAGACUUCAGGGGUGGAGGAUUUAUAUCACUAGAAAAUCUGAUAUUUUUUGCCAAGACCUACCCGGUUGUUUUCCAUGAUUUGUUGCAUAAAAGAUAUGGGAACAGAUCCCAAUGGGAGUAUCCCUUUGCUGUAGCUGGGAUCAAUAUUUCUUUUAUGUUGGUGCAGAUGUUGGAUCUUCAAUCAGAGUACUCAUUGAUUUGCACAGACGAACUUGAAAUCAGGAAGUUUAUGUGCCUUGUUGCCUCAUUAGAGCUGAGCGUCCUUUGUGAGGACGGGCCACGGACCGAAUGUACAUUUUGGUCAUCAAUGCACACCAAGCAGCUUGGCCGGCAUCCGCUUUUUAGAGCUUCUUAGUGAAGAUGAAAUGGCCUUUGACAAUCUUUUCUGUAUUGCCUUUCAACUCUUAGAUGCUCAGUGGCUUGCCAGACGUGCUUCAUACAUGGAAUUUAAUGAUGUUCUCAAAUCAGCAAGAACACAGCUGGAGCGUGAACUUGUGCUAGAAGAUGUAACAUCUAUACGAGAUUUACCAGCCUAUAACCUGUUAAAAUGCAAGUGACGUGGGAAAUCUGGUGCAGCUUUAUGUGUACAUCCUGUUAAAAAGAAGAGGUGGCUAUUAUGUGUAAUCCAAUUUUCUUUCUUAUACCUUUGUUGUUUCUGUACCUGUAUUUUUUAAAGGAGAUAACAGAUGUUAUAUUAAAUGGAUCAUCAUAUUUUUCCUAAUUUUUCUCUGACAAUAGCACUAGUAUUUAAUAGAGUUUAAUACUCCUUAGCCGUAUUAUGGGUCUCCCUUAC